Messenger RNA from Sesamum indicum (sesame), 2004 nucleotides. RefSeq names its product CBL-interacting serine/threonine-protein kinase 3. Lineage: Eukaryota; Viridiplantae; Streptophyta; Magnoliopsida; Lamiales; Pedaliaceae. Gene Ontology annotation, molecular function: ATP binding; protein serine/threonine kinase activity. The record is from RefSeq and is a predicted model, not a curated record. Gene Ontology annotation, biological process: protein phosphorylation; signal transduction.
UGCCAUUAUUGAGUUACAAAUUGAAUGCUCCCAACAAACAUUACCAUCACCAACAUCUUCUUGGAACCUUCCACUUAAUAAUUCUGAAAAUUUAUUCCCAACUCUCAAUUAUUCAUGGUUUAAUAUUAAAGGGGAGUGGUGAUUCUUGAAUUCUUGAAUUUCUUUUUGCUUUUUUGUUUGUCCAUCUUCUGUGCUUAGCCGAUCUGUCUUGAGGGCCACUUGUUCUUCAAUCAUAAGUUUUGAAAAUAUUGGAGCUGCUUUGACUCAUUCAGACUCUCAAGAGCCGGUUUGAAUUUCUGAAUUGUGUCGAUCUUUGAGCUGCUUGUCCACACAAACUCCAAGUAUUGAAGAAAUUCUUAUUGAAGACUGGGAUUGCUGAAAGCAAGUUGAACACAGAAGAUAACCAGUCGCGAAUGAGUCAACCCAAAAUUAAGCGCAGAAUAGGGAAGUAUGAGGUCGGAAGGACGAUUGGUGAGGGAACAUUUGCAAAGGUUAAAUUUGCUAGAAAUUCUGAGACUGGAGAAGCUGUGGCUGUCAAGAUUCUUGACAAAGAUAAGGUCCUAAAGCACAAAAUGGCUGAACAGAUAAAGCGGGAGAUAGCAACAAUGAAAUUGAUCAAACAUCCUAAUGUUGUUCGCAUAUACGAGGUGAUGGCGAGCAAGACCAAGAUAUUUAUUAUUUUGGAGUUCAUCACUGGGGGAGAGCUAUUUGAUAAAAUUGUAAAUCAUGGAAGGAUGAAAGAAGAUGAAGCAAGAAAAUACUUUCAGCAACUCAUUAAUGCUGUUGAUUAUUGCCAUAGUAGAGGGGUCUUCCAUAGAGAUCUGAAGCCGGAAAACCUACUGCUGGAUGCUGCUGGAAACCUCAAAGUUUCUGAUUUUGGAUUAAGUGCUUUGUCCCAGCAAGUCAGGGAUGACGGUUUGCUGCAUACAACCUGUGGAACUCCGAACUAUGUAGCUCCUGAGGUCCUCAAUGAUCGAGGCUACCAUGGAGCGACUGCCGACUUGUGGUCAUGUGGAGUCAUACUCUUUGUAUUGCUUGCAGGUUACUUGCCUUUCGAUGAUUCUAAUCUUAUGAACCUAUAUAAAAAAAUAUCAAAUGCUGAGUUCACAUGCCCUCCUUGGAUUUCGUUUGGUGCCAUGAAAUUGAUUACUCGAAUCCUGGAACCCAAUCCCGAGAAACGUAUUACUGUCCCUGAAAUAUUGGAGGAUGAGUGGUUUAAGAAGGAUUACAAACCUCCAGUAUUUGAUGAGAGAGAAGACAUAAAUUUGGAUGAUGUGGAAGCUGUAUUCAAGGAUUCUGAGGAAUAUCAUGUGACGGAGAAAAAGGAGGAGCAGCAGCCAGCUGCAAUGAAUGCCUUUGAGUUGAUUUCCAUGUCUAAAGGUCUCAAUCUUGGGAAUCUAUUCGAUGUUGAACAGGGAUUCAAGAGAGAAACAAGGUUCACAUCGAGGUCCCCAGCCAAUGAGAUAAUUAAUAAAAUUGAAGAAGCUGCAAAACCCCUUGGUUUUGACGUUCGCAAGAAGAAUUACAAGAUGAGACUUGAAAACAUAAAAGCGGGAAGAAAAGGCAACCUUAAUGUUGCCACUGAGGUUUUCCAAGUUGCCCCGUCUCUGCAUAUGGUUGAGGUUAGAAAAGCAAAGGGCGACACUUUGGAGUUCCACAAGUUCUAUAAAAACCUUUCGACGUGCCUUGAGGAUGUAGUUUGGAAAACCGAAGACGACAUGCCAGAGACGAACUAGAGUCGUUGCUGUAAUCGGGAGCAGUAGUAACAAUUUCCGCUUGCAACUGUAUAAUUGUUGUGUCGUCAUUCUUUUGUUUCACUUUUCGUUCUCUAUGGGGACCUUCUUCUCCAGGGCGGGAAUUUGAGUUCGAUUGGUGUUCUCAUGUUCUUGGUAUUAAAAUGAUAAUAUAGUUCUCUGGUGAGGUGUGGUUUAUCUGGUAUGCUUCCUCAGACAAAUGCAACCUCAACUGUAUAGCACCUUUUAAAUGUAAGUUUAAGGAAAAAAA